Molecule: messenger RNA, 2163 nt
Organism: Quercus lobata
Lineage: Eukaryota; Viridiplantae; Streptophyta; Magnoliopsida; Fagales; Fagaceae
Product: cytochrome P450 CYP736A12-like
Exons: 3
Coding region: 535-2049 (504 amino acids)
Molecular function (GO): iron ion binding; oxidoreductase activity, acting on paired donors, with incorporation or reduction of molecular oxygen; heme binding
Source: RefSeq, a predicted model, not a curated record
CUCACCCCUUUCUCUCUUUUUCUAUUUUCUUUCUUUUUCUUUCUUCUCUCUCCUAUCUCUCUAUCUCUCCAUCUCUGGUGGGUUUGGAGGUGGUAGUUGAUUUUGGGGGUUUUGGAUGUGGUGGAGAUGGUGAUUGAUUUUGGGUUGUGGCUGUGAGUUUUGUGACUUACUAUUAUUAAAGACAAUAUAAAGUGGCACAACAACGAGAUACCCAGAGCGCGAGAGAAAGAGAAAAAGAGAGAUACCAGUGGUUGCCGCCAGCAUGGACUAGAGCAAGAGCCGGAGCCGAGCAGACGACAUAUCGGACUCACCGAGUGGCAACUGGCGGUGCUAUGGUCUAUGGGGUGCACACAUACUAAUCAUACGACACAGGGGGUACGGGUAGGCAAUAAAUUAAAAGAGUAGGGGUAAAAAAGAGAAGGCAAAAGAUAGAAAGAGACCCUAAAAGAAAGAAACGAUGAAGACAAAGACUCAUAGUCCCAAAGUUACAAAGACCUCUCCAGUCCCAUACCUUUCCUCAACUCAAUUCCCAAAAUGUCUCCAUUGACAUUAGCUAUUUUCCUUCUACUAUCCAUCUGGACAUUCAUACACAUCCUAUCACGGCCAAAGAACCACAAAAAUCAGCCUAAACUCCCACCGGGCCCUCGUUCCUUACCAAUCAUCGGUAACCUUCACAUGCUAGGUAGUCUCCCACACCGAGCCCUCCAUAGCUUAGCCAAAAAAUAUGGACCCAUCAUGUCAUUACGGCUUGGCAAUGUACCAACUAUUGUGGUCUCAUCUCCUCAAGCUGCUGAGCUAUUUUUAAAGACCCAUGACACCAUUUUUGCUAGCCGGCCAAAACUCCAAGUCUCUGAAUACUUGGCUUAUGGUACCAAGGGCAUGGCUUUCACCGAGUAUGGUUCAUAUUGGCGCAACAUUAGGAAACUAUGUACGUUGCAACUUCUUAGUGUUUCAAAAAUAGAUUCAUUUGCACCUGUGAGGAAGGCGGAGGUAGGAUCACUAGUGCAGUCACUGAAAAAAGCCGCGGCGGCGCAUGAGGUCGUGGACCUUAGUGGGAAAGUGUGCGAACUUAAUGAGGAAACUACAUGUAGAAUGAUAUUUGGGCGAAGUAGUGAUGAUAGAUUCGACUUGAAAACGCUUAUUGAGGAGAACUUGAGCUUGGCGGGGGCUUUCAAUCUAGCUGAUUAUGUGCCUUACCUUGGGGCACUUGAUCUACAGGGAUUGACACGACGUAUGAAGAAAUGUAGCAAGGCUUUGGACAUAGUCUUGGAGAAUAUCAUCAAGGAGCAUGAAAAAAUUCCUAGUAGUGGUCAACAAGAUCGGGAAACAGACUUUAUAGACACGCUGCUUUCUUUGAUGAACCAACCCAUGAAUCCUCAUGAUGAGCAAGUAUACAUUAUUGAUCGAACAAAUAUCAAGGCUAUCAUACUAGACAUGAUUUCGGGUGCAUAUGACACUUCAGCUGCUGCGAUUGAGUGGACAUUUUCUGAACUCUUGAGGUAUCCACGAGUGAUGAAACAUGCACAGGAGGAGCUAGAACGUGUAGUUGGAAUGAAUCGGAUGGUGGAGGAGACUGAUUUGGCGAAAUUACCGUACUUGGAUAUGGUGGUGAAGGAAAGCUUACGACUUCAUCCUGUUGGACCAUUAUUAGUCCCACAUGAAUCCAUGGAGGACAUUGAGGUCAAUGGAUAUUAUGUCCCCAAGAAAUCACGAAUAAUAAUAAAUUUUUGGGCUAUUGGACGAGAUCCUUGUGUGUGGUCUGAUAAUGUGGAAGAAUUUUACCCUGAAAGGUUCAUAAAUAGUAAUAUAGACCUCAAAGGACGUGACUUCCAGCUUAUCCCAUUUGGGUCUGGUCGCAGAGGGUGCCCUGGAAUGCAUCUAGGCCUUACAACUGUUAAAUAUGUUCUAGCUCAAUUACUACAUUGCUUUCACUGGGAGCUCCCUAGUGGUAUGUUGCCUAAUGACUUGGAAAUGAGUGAGAAGUUUGGGCUAUCAAUGCGAAGAGCUGAGCACUUGUCUGCAAUGCCAACUUAUCGCCUACUUGGUUAAAUCUAUAAGAGAACGAUGAUAUAAUCUUUAAGAAGGUUUUACUUAUUCAGAUUUGUUUGGUUUCGUUGUUCCAUAUGACGGCUGAAAUAAUUGUGGCACCAAAUAAACUCAAGU